AUGUCUCAGCAGUGUGCCAAAGGCUUUUCCAAGGGCUCUUCCCAGGGCCCCACUCCCUGCCCCGCGCCCGCGCCGGCGCCCUCCUCCUCCUCCUCCUCUUGCUGCCGAGGCUGCUGCAGCUCCAGCGGCGGCUGCUGCGGCUCCAGCGGCGGCUGCUGCGGUUCCAGCUCCACGGGCUGCUGCUGCUUCCCCCGGAGGCGCCGGCAGCGCCGCGGCUGCUGCUGCUGCGGAGGAGGCGGCAGCAGCCAGCGCUCCUGCAACAACCAGAGCUCGGGCUGCUGCUCCGGGGGCUGCUGA
Messenger RNA from Dipodomys spectabilis (banner-tailed kangaroo rat), 297 nucleotides. RefSeq names its product cysteine rich C-terminal 1 (gene Crct1). The transcript has a single exon. The record is from RefSeq and is a predicted model, not a curated record. NCBI's taxonomy places the organism in Eukaryota, Metazoa, Chordata, Mammalia, Rodentia, Heteromyidae. The coding region runs from base 1 to 297 and encodes 98 amino acids.